This is a messenger RNA of Gryllus bimaculatus (two-spotted cricket), 2715 nucleotides long. NCBI's taxonomy places the organism in Eukaryota, Metazoa, Arthropoda, Insecta, Orthoptera, Gryllidae. The record is from the annotation of a GenBank genome assembly.
AUGGCGUUUAUGAUGCCUGUCGUGAAGAACGAUUGGGACAUUUACAAGUCGAACCGGUCGAGGCGCAGUUCCGAGUGCAGCAACCCGCAGAGCUGUCGCAGCCGUAAAGUGUCCGAAUGCUCCAAGUCCGAAGGGCCCAGCCUGUCCACGUCGCCCGGCAGCGACUUUCUUGUGGGGUCCCCUGCCCACCGGUCGGUGCCCGUGCAGCCGGCAGUACUCGCGCGCGUCGUCGCGGGCCUCGCAGUCCAGCCUUCAGAGCCCGAGCAAGUCGACGUCGUCGUCGCCGCCCAAGACGGGCUCGCAGUCGUCGCUCAACAAGUUCCACUCGCGGCUGGUGGACCGCCUCAAGCGCUCCCUGCGCAGCAAGGACCCCGUGGACGGCGCGGGUGCGGCGGCGGGCGCCGGCGUGGGCGCGCCCGAGACCUCCUGAGGGGCACUGCCCGUCGGGAUGGCGUGCAGCAGCCCCGUGGCGGUGCCGCCGCCGCCGGCGUCGCAGCCCGUGGCGAUCCCGUCGCGCCGACCGGGGGCGCGGGCGGCCAGCUCGUACCCGGGCCCGCAGCUGCUGAGCUCGUCGUGGCGCUCGUGAGGGGGCGUGGCCCAGCGCAGGAGGAGGAGCGCGUCGACGCUGCCGCCGCUGCCCGACGCCGCGGAGCCACCGCGGCCGGGCAGCCGCAGCACCUAACGCGUCGCCGCGCAGCGCCAACCUACAGGUUUCCUCUGCGAGGUCGCUCUACGGCUCGCCCGGCGAUGUGUCGGGCGGGAGAACUCUUGUUUCGUGUUUCCUCUGUCUUGUUAAGUCUCGUCGGUGCAUCAAGGUGGCUCUCAUGUUGAGGCUCCUUUCUACAGGAAUCUACGUUCCCGUGAGUUAUUAUUUCUAGUAUAAGAACUCUUCCUUUUUUUCUCUUUCUCUGUCAUGGAAACUCUCGUUGGUGCAUGAAGGAGGCUCUCGUUUUGAGUCUCCUUUCUAUACGAAGCUAAUUUCCCAUGAUUUAUUAUUUCUAAUAUAAGAACUCUUCCUUUUUUCUCUCUUUCUGUAAUGUAAAGUCUGGUUGGCGGACGAAAGUGGCUCUCAUGUUGAGGCUUCUUUCUAUAGAAACCUAAGUUCCCGUGAGUUAUUGUUUCUAGAAUAAGAACUCUUUUUUUCUCUCUCUCUCUCUGCCAUGUAAAGUCUCGUCGGUGCAUGAAGGUGUCUCCUUGCUACAGGAAGCUGAAUUUCCGUGCUGUGUUAUUUCUAGCGUGACAGCACUAUCUCUCCCUCUCUCGUUGGGACAGACUGGGGUGAACUCACGUAUUUCUAGUACAAGAACGAUUUUCUGUCACGUAAAGUCUCCUUGGCACAUAAGGAGUUGAGCUGCCAAUUGUUAAGUCCUUCUGACGUGGAUGCUCUUUGCUAAAUAAGGGGCUAAGCUCCUUUUUUUGAUAUUACGUUUACCGUGAGCACUUCCCGUUUGUGCCAAAGGGGUUCAGCGUAUCUUGUUAUACCUCAUGUGAGGCUCCUUUCUACAAAAGAGGUUGAAGUUACGUCGUAUGUUACUAUGUUAUCACCACCGUGAGGUAUCUCUCUUGGGACACCUCGUUGCAAUGUAAGGAGUUGAGCUCACGUGGGGGUUCUUGGCAGAUUAGAGACCAAACUCGUAAUCUGUAUUAUUUAUAGCGUGAGUUCCCUUUCUCUCUCGUGUGAGGUGUCGAUGGAAGAGGGACAAAAUACCUCUCAUAAAAAAAUUUCCAUUUAUCACGGACUGUUUUUGAGAGGUUCGACGCAGUACAGUUGAGUUUUCGACCUCCCAUUUUACCUGCUUGUCACAUGAGGAUAUCAAUCCUUAGCCUCUGCAAAGGAUUGAUGCUUUGUUUUCCCAUUUUUUGUAGUUUUCUCGAGUUUUUUUAAAUAAUAUAUUUUGCUCAAACGGUGCUUUAGGGAUAACGCGAUGUCGUGCAGACAUUUUCUUUACUACCGUAUCAUUAUUAUAUGCGACACAUCCCGUAUUUUUGAAAGAGAUUAAUCAUUUACUAUCUUUUUAUUUAUUUUAUGUUGUCGCUGUACCAAACGCAUUUGCUCGCCGAUUUUAAAACUACAUAGCUUCAUCUAUCUUCUGUAAACGUUGCUCUAGAUACUUUAUCAGUUAUCUCAAAGUUUACUUAAAGAUGUUUCAUGUAUUCGUUCAUUCAAGAAGAAGUUGUUUGCCUUUUUCAAAUUCUUCUUUUUUACUCUAAUAGUAUUUACCGCCGUCAAUUACCGCAGAAAUUUGUUUCUCAAACGAUAAAAAAUAAUUCAAAACCAGCACUCGAAUUUUCCCUUUUGAACUCGAAAUAUUAUUUUCAGCACUCGUGGAUGAAAACCAGUGCCUACCUUCACUGUCUGUUGAUUCGAAAGUGUUACUUUACAGCACGCGCAUGUCGAAACAGACCUUCGGUUCCUAUCGUUUCCUAGUAGGCCCCAUUUCAUUCGUACGCCGAAGACAUACUUGCUGGACGUGUUACGUAAAUAACUGUUUCCGAACGAAUGCAACGCGGUUCUGCGCACCACUGCAGCCCGUCACCGACACUCCGUUCAUGUCGUAAUGCAACUUCACCGUCUGUGUACGUCUACUAGAAUUCAGUGGGAAAUAUAGCUAUUCAAAUUAUCGUGCUCAGUUAUGUCGCGGCGGGAAGUAUUAUUCCUUCACCAAGGACAUGAUGAGGGAUACGAGACGAAAUCUAUAGCUGAUUUACCCUUAA